This is a messenger RNA of Ziziphus jujuba (common jujube), 1697 nucleotides long. RefSeq lists its product as uncharacterized. Gene Ontology annotation, cellular component: transcription repressor complex. The record is from RefSeq and is a predicted model, not a curated record. The coding region runs from base 99 to 1196 and encodes 365 amino acids. The transcript has 7 exons. Lineage: Eukaryota; Viridiplantae; Streptophyta; Magnoliopsida; Rosales; Rhamnaceae.
GUGAGGAGUUCAAAAAGAAUAAUAAACGCAAGUCCAAAAUUUUCAAAAACCCACAAAAGAGUAUUCGCUCUCAGAAGUUCCCCGCCACCGCUAUCGCUAUGGCCAUCGAUCCCAACUCCACCGCCGCCGUCACCACCACCGCCACCACCAUCGCCGCCAUAGCCACGAGCUCGUCCACAGCCACAUCCACAUCCACAUCCACAGCUCGUCCGUUCCUUCAUCCGCAACCUGCAAGACCCGUGUCUCCUCUCCAGCACCACCCCCACCAUGUCCUUCACCACCAGACACCACCAUUCGCUCACCACCAGCCUCUCUACGCCUCUCAGACACUUCCCAUUGCUUCCCCUAACCCCAAUUUUCAAUUACCCGCCAAACCCCCUAACGACCCCUCUUCUCCGGCUCACCCAAUUUCAUACCCACUCGCCUCCUCCGGCCGUGGCUUCGUCCCCAAAGCCGUUCGCCCCGUUCCGGUCAUCUCUGAUCAGACCGUCACCGUCGCUAACCCCGGUGGUUACCCGCCUCGCCCCGUUGUCAAUUUCCAUCACGGUGGUGAUGGUGUACGGCAGCAUUUGGACCAUGCUGCUCACUUGAUGAGGCCGCCGCAUAACUUGCAGCACCACCACCAUUACCUUCCCCACCAACAGGUCCACCGCCCUCAUCUGGGCUCCGCCGCUGUCCCCGUCAAGGGCGUUCCUGUUUCUGCCCACCUCAAGGUUGCUCCUCCAUCUUCUGUUCCUGACUCUAAUGGAUAUAAAGAUUCGAGGGACAAAAGCAGAGAUGACACUUUGGCCAUUAUAAGAGAUCGAAAAGUGAGAAUCACAGAGGGGGCUUCUCUAUAUGCACUUUGUCGGUCAUGGUUAAGGAAUGGUGCUCCUGAAGAGAGUCAGCCACAGUAUGGUGAUGCUGUGAGAUCUCUUCCUAAACCUUCACCUAUACAUAUGACAAACACUGAUCUGCCAAAAAAGAAGGAAGGGGAAGAAGAUGGGGAAGAGGAAGAGGAAGUGAAGGAUGAGGAAUCUGUUGAGCAUCUAUCCUCUCAAGAGCUGUUGAAAAGACAUGUCAAGCGUGCUAAAAAGAUUCGAGCACGAUUAAGAGAAGAGCGGUUGAAACGAAUUGCAAGAUACAAAUCCAGGCUUGCUCUUCUUCUUCCCCCGCUGGUAGAACAAUUCAGAAAUGAUGCUGCUGCUGGAACUUGACCAUGCUGACUUAUCAGAUGGUUACAUCACCUCAUUUCAUGGUCUUGAUGCUGAAUUAGUAGAUAUGGUUGUGAUUUUUUUUCAGGAGAUGAAAAUGCAUAGCACCUGAAUGAAUUCACUGGCAGAAUUGGUCUACCAAAUUGCAAGCAAUGUGUUUGUCUAAAUUGGUUUGUCCGUCUUCUGAAAUGUCUCUGCUUUACUUAAUUUCAACAUCUUUGAGUCACCCAGAAACGGAAACUGGGUGUGAAAUGUCAUUUGCUGCGAUGUAUAGAUAUUUAGUCUGAUUGUCUGAGAAGUGAAUCAAAAACAGUUUUUCACUUUUAUGCUGAUAGAAAUAGUAGUAUUUUCCAGUGUAGCGAUUUUUUUGCCCAGGCGUAGUUGAAUUAUUCGAAUUGUUUUUCUUUUAAUUUUGUUUUUUUAAAACCCUGCAAGUUUAGUCUUCUCGUAUUGUAAUCUUAUAAUCACUUUCUAUUAAAAAAAUAAAUAAUAAUAGUUUCUCUC